Messenger RNA from Tripterygium wilfordii, 7019 nucleotides. Its product is annotated as PH, RCC1 and FYVE domains-containing protein 1-like. Gene Ontology annotation, molecular function: metal ion binding. The transcript is spliced from 15 exons. The record is from RefSeq and is a predicted model, not a curated record. Lineage: Eukaryota; Viridiplantae; Streptophyta; Magnoliopsida; Celastrales; Celastraceae. Bases 956 to 4054 code for a protein of 1032 amino acids.
UUCUUCCACUGCAGCCGAACAACAGAGAUGCCAAAUUGACUGUAAACAAAAAGAAGCAGCAGCUGCCAGCUAGUGAUGAUCAAUGGUGUUUACUGUUUACUGUCAAAUUACCACAUACACAUAAAAUUUACAACUUCUUCACUUUCCUUCUCUCUCUUCUCAUCUCCAUAGACAGACAGAGAGAGACAACUUGGAUACCAUACGCACCAUUUUUGUACGCUUCCACUACUUUAUACUCUGCCGAAUAUAUAUCAACACUGCUGAUCAGAUCACACGAUUUUCCCUCACUUUCUCGCCAUCGGUUCUCUCCAACACUGUACCUCUUCUCGAGUUGGCAAUCAUCUCAAAUACUUUUGAAGUUUAUUUGUUAGCUUGAUUUUGGUUGUUUCCGUUUCAACGCUUGGAGGAUUUUACUUCACGAGCUUUGGAUUUAGCUCUUCAAUUUGAAGAAGCGGAGUCUGAGGGGUUCGAGUUGGAAGUGAUGGUGGAGUUUGGUUUUUGUGGCGAUUUGGAGCGAGUUGUUUGGGUGGAUUUAGGGUUCAGAAGAUGAAUGGAAGGAUUUGGUUUUGAGAACGGGUGAGCCGAAACAUUGCUACUUGUUGGAUUCUUCUAGAGGAGAUCUUUCCAUCUGAGGGAGGGUCUGUUUUUCUUCUCUUCUUUCCAGAUGUCGCGGACCAACGGGAUGGCUUCGGAUCUUGGCAGGUCUGGCGCCGUUGAAAGGGAUACUGAGCAGAUGAUGCUUUUUACAAGCAAAUUGAACUCUCUUGGAUGGAAAUGCUCGAUGCAGUUGAAUUUCAAAUGCAGAAUUAGGCUAUUACUGCUCUCAAAAAAGGUGCAUACUUGCUCAAGUAUGGAAGAAGGGGAAAGCCCAAGUUUUGUCCCUUUCGGCUUUCAAAUGAUGAGUCAGUUUUGAUAUGGUUUUCGGGGAAAGAGGAGAAACAUCUUAGACUAAGCCAUGUGUCCAGAAUCAUAUCUGGGCAGCGCACAGUAUCCGCGGCCGGAAAAGGAGUACCAGUCAUUUUCUCUUAUACAUAAUGAAAGGUCACUGGAUUUGAUCUGCAAGGAUAAAGACGAGGCUGAGGUUUGGUUUACUGGUCUAAAGGCAUUGAUUUCUCGGAGUCAUCACCGAAAAUGGAGAACAGAAUCAAGGAGUGACGGUAUUCCAUCUGAAGCAAAUAGUCCUAGAACUUACACCCAGAGAAGCUCUCCUUUGAAUUCUCCAUUUGGCAGUAAUGGGAGCUUGCAAAAAGACAGUGGCGAUCACCUGCACCUUCAUAAUCCGUAUGACAGUCCCCCCAAGAAUGGCAUAGAUAAGGCAUUUUCUGAUGUGAUCUUGUAUUCCACUCCUCCAAAAGGUUUCUUUCCAUCAGAUUCUGCUACUGUUUCAGUCCAUUCUUUGUCAUCUGGAGGCUCAGAUAGCGUACAUGGUAACAUGAAGGCAAUGGUGAUGGAUGCUUUUAGGGUGAGCCUAUCAAGUGCUGUUAGCUCAUCAAGCCAAGGUUCUGGUCACGAUGAUGGUGAUGCCCUGGGGGAUGUUUUCCUUUGGGGGGAAGGCACUGGCGAUGGUGUUCUAGGCAGUGGAACUCAUAGAAUUGGAAGCUGUUUCAGUGUCAAAAUGGAUUCUUUGCUGCCCACAGCCUUAGAAUCUGCAGUUGUACUUGAUGUUCAGAACAUUGCUUGCGGUGGUCGGCAUGCAGCCUUAGUAACCAAACAAGGAGAAAUUUUCUCUUGGGGUGAGGAAUCAGGAGGUAGGCUUGGACAUGGUGUAGACUCUGAUGUUAUGCAUCCAAAGCUUAUUGAGGCCCUCUGUAAUACUAAUACAAAUAUUGAGCUUGUAGCAUGUGGUGAGUAUCAUACAUGCGCUGUGACACUUUCUGGUGAUCUGUACACCUGGGGAGAUGGUAUACAUAAUUAUGGUCUUCUAGGUCAUGGAAACGAAGUAAGUCACUGGGUUCCUAAGAGAGUUAAUGGCCCCCUGGAGGGCAUACAUGUCUCGUCUAUCUCUUGUGGACCGUGGCACACAGCUGUUGUAACAUCUGCUGGGCAAUUAUUUACAUUUGGUGAUGGAGUAUUUGGUGCUCUGGGGCAUGGAGACCGGAAAAGUGUUUCAAUACCGAGGGAAGUGGAUUCUCUUAAGGGGCUCCGUGUUGUGCGGGCUGCUUGUGGUGUUUGGCACACAGCUGCAGUUGUUGAGGUCAUGGUUGGGAAUUCAAGUUCCAGCAACUGUUCUUCAGGGAAGCUUUUUACUUGGGGGGACGGAGAUAAAGGUCGACUUGGGCAUGGUGACAAGGAAGCAAAACUUGUGCCUACAUGUGUUGCUGCCCUUGUGGAACCUAACUUUUGUCAAGUUGCUUGUGGACAUAGUCUAACAGUUGCACUUACCACCUCUGGCCAUGUCUACACGAUGGGCAGUCCAGUUUAUGGCCAGCUAGGAAGUCCUCAAGCUGAUGGGAAGCACCCCACUCUUGUUGAAGGGAAGCUUUCCAGGAGUUUUGUUGAGGAGAUUGCUUGCGGUGCUUAUCAUGUUGCGGUUUUAACUUCAAAAACUGAGGUCUACACAUGGGGCAAAGCAGCAAAUGGUCGGUUAGGUCAUGGAGAUACAGAUGACAGAAAUUCCCCUACAUUGGUAGAAGCCCUGAAAGAUAAACAAGUCAAAAGUAUUGCAUGUGGCACUAAUUUCACUGCAGCUAUCUGCCUCCAUAAAUGGGUUUCAGGUGUUGAUCAGUCAAUGUGUUCUGGCUGCCGUCUGCCAUUCAAUUUCAAAAGAAAACGUCACAAUUGUUAUAAUUGUGGACUUGUCUUUUGCCAUUCGUGCAGCAGCAAGAAGUCUCUUAAGGCUUCAAUGGCACCAAAUCCAAAUAAGACUUAUCGUGUUUGUGAUACUUGCUUCAAUAAACUAAAGAAAGCCAAUGAAACAGAGUCUUUGUCUCAGUCUUAUAUAAGUAGAAGAUCUGGUAUCAAUCAGGGGUCCAAUGAGUUCAUUGACAAGGACGAGAAGCUAGAUUCCAGAUCUCACUCGCAGCUUGCUAGGUUCUCAUCAAUGGAAUCCUUGAAGCAAGUGGAAAGCCGGUCCAAGAGAAACAAGAAACUUGAAUUUAAUAGCAGCAGAGUCUCACCUGUUCCAAAUGGAGGCUCCCAGUGGGGGGCACGUAAUAUUUCUAAAUCUUUCAAUCCAGUAUUUGGGUCAUCCAAGAAGUUCUUUUCAGCUUCUGUUCCUGGAUCAAGAAUUGUUUCUCGAGCAACAUCACCAAUAUCAAGAAGACCUAGUCCUCCACGUUCAACUACACCCACACCAACUCUUUCUGGACUUAUGUCACCUAAAAUUGUUGUGGAUGAUGCAAAAAGGACCAAUGAUGGCCUUAGCCAAGAGGUCAUUAAAUUAAGAGCGCAGGUUGAAAAUCUCACUCACAAGGCCCAGCUUCAAGAAGUUGAGCUUGAAAGAACAACUAAACAACUUAAAGAAGCAAUAGCAAUUGCAGGGGAAGAAACUGCUAAAUGCAAAGCGGCAAAGGAAGUGAUCAAGUCGCUUACUGCUCAAUUAAAGGACAUGGCUGAAAGGCUUCCUGUGGGAGCAUCAUGGAACAUCAAAUCACCUUCAUCUACUUCCUUCGGUUCCAGUCCUGCGUCACUUGAUGUUUCCAAUCUUUCUGUGAACCGAUUGAAUGGUCAAAUAUUCCAAGAACCUGAAUCAGUUACGAUGAUUGGCCGGAUGCUUUCUAAUGGAUCUAGCACUGCCAAUACUCGCAGUUCCGGCUACAAUAAACAAGGCAUAUCAGAAGCAACCGUUCGAAAUGGAAGCAGCACGAAAGAUGAUGAAUCUCGUCAUGAUGCUGAAUGGGUUGAGCAAGAGGAGCCUGGUGUAUAUAUAACACUUACUUCUCUUCCAGGUGGUCGCAAGGAUCUUAAGCGAGUUCGCUUCAGUCGAAAGCGGUUUAGUGAGAAACAAGCAGAACAAUGGUGGGCAGAGAACAGAGCAAGAGUAUAUGAGCAAUACAAUGUGCAAACAGUUAACAAGUCAAGUGUUGGUGUUGGUAACGAGGACUUGGCUCACUAACAUAACAUAAGCAAUUUACAGAUUUUACAUCGACUUGUGAGGUCAUGUUGAUUAAUUGGAUUUGGUUUCCAUCUCUUAUUAAUGGUUAAGGGAACUAGGGAAGCAAUGAUUGGUAAAGAGGGGAGAGAUCUAGGGCUUUGAUUGCGUCUUUGGUUUUUUUUCUUUUGAUUUCUUUUUUCCCCCAUGAUUUUGCUUUCCAAUUUUGGUCCCUAUACGGACCAUGUGUGGGGGUUGAAAGUGAGAAAUGUAAAUUCUUAGUAGGAUGAUGGCCGUUGUUGGAAAUAACAGCUGCCUUGUAAAUUCAUAUGGAAAUCAGUUACAGGUCUUUCUUUCUCAAGAUUAUAAAUUGAGUGCAGGUUCUGUUGGAAGCAGCGGCCGUCUAAUUCAUGAGCCAAUGCAUCUUCAGAUUCUUCUCAUUCAAUCUUUAAAAGAUUAGAGUUUCUGUAAAUCAGUUUUAGGUUUUCACUACAGAUCUCUGGUUGCAAUAAAAUUCAUUUUUCAACGUUUCUUUGCCGGAACAAAAGCAUGGCUUGUUGGCUACCCUUAUUGCUCUGAAGGACUUCUCUCCAAUUGAAGAUGCUGAAGUCAUCAAGAAGAUUUGUCUAGGUUUGGACUUUCUUCUCCGAGUUACUGUACAUCCACUAUCUAUUUUCACCUUCUUUUUCCAUAUUGCUAUAUUUCAAAAUUCUAACCGAAAUCUUUGUCAAGAUUGGGAACAGACGAGAAGGCAAUAAUUUCCAUGCUAGGACAUCGAAAUUCAUUUCAAAGGAAGCUUAUAAGGCAAGCUUACCGAGAGAUUUAUCAAGAGGAGCUCAUCAAGCAACUUAAGUCUGAGAUUUCUAGGCACUUUGAGGUUUUCUACCCAACUGAGCUUACAAUAACUACUACGUGGUGUGUGCAUGUAUAUAACCAUGCACUUGUUUUGUAAUGGAAUUGACCUUAUUGUUAUAGUAAGCUGUGUGCCAUUGGACUCUGGAUCCUGCUGAUCGAGAUGCUACUUUAGCAAAUAGUGCAUUAUAUAGAACACCACCUGAUUGUAGGGUACUCAUUGAAAUUGCAUGCAUUAGAUCUCCAGAAGAUCUGCUGACAGUGAAGAGUGCUUACCUCGAAGAAGAUGUUGCCUCUCGCAUCACCUGUGACAUUCGAAAAGUACAUAUAAAUUUCCUGACAGUUGAAAAAUUUUCUUCCUAAUCUAUGAUUUGAGUGCUGUGUAUGAAUGUUAUUGUUGAUUGCAGCUUUUGGUUGGAAUGGCAAGUUGUUAUAGGUACGAUGGGGAAGAAAUUGAUGAGGGAGUGUUGGUUUCAGAAGCCAAUAUUCGUCACUAUGAGAUCAAAGAAAGGCUUUAAACAUGAAGAGAUGAUCAGAAUAUUGGAUACAAGGACCAAGGCACAACUCAAUGCUACUUUCAAACGGUACCAAACAGCACAUCCAUAAGGAAGGGUUUGAUGUGUGAUCGAACAGACGAGUACCUAACCGUGUUGCUUACUGUCAUUGGAAGCAUUCAAGACCCUGAUAAACAUUUUGUCAAGGUGCAGCCGUGUGAUCCUUAGUUGUGCAGAAAAAGACUUGGAAGGAUAUCAAGGAAGUCUACCUAAAGAAAAACAGGGUAUCUCUGGAUCAUGUAGUGGCCUGGAACCACAUUAGGAGUCUUUUUAUUUGGACCAAGUGGAAAUGACACCAGUCCCCACCCUUGAAACAAUUAUUUUGUUGUGUUUCCAUUAGUAUAUUGAACCAUACUCAAAACUAGGUGUUGGCCUAUUAUUACAAUUUCACUCCAAGUUGUAUACAUUCAUAUACUAAAAUUUUUGUUGCACAUUGUUAUGGCAGUUGUGGAUUGCGCUUGUUAUUGCCACUAAUAGCAAUGCAAGGUUUGGGACGGCCGUACUUGUAACCAAUAUGAGAAAUUUCCCUUUCAGCAGGGGCACUGUUUCUGGUAUUCUCAAAGGGUAUGUUGGCCUUGCUGUUGGGGAGGGGGCAGUAGUGAAGAAGAAAAGAAGACUGACCAAGAAGGGGGGAGGAUUUCAAAUUUCGGAGGCCUUUAUCAAGGCUGAUUUUUGGCUGCUAUGGAUCGUCUACUUUCUUGGUGUUGGUUAUGGGGUCACAAUUCCCAACAAUUUGGGUCAAAUUGGCAUUGCAUUUGGUGUUGACGACCCAACAAUAUUGUUGUGUAUAUUCAGCUUUUGCAAUUUCGCUGGUCGGCUUGGUGCAAGUGUUGUUUCUGAAUAUUUUGUCAGGCUAAUCAUUCCCUUCUAGAGGAGACAAGGGAAAUAAAUAUUUCAGCGACUUAUAGACACAGUGGUUGAUAUUAGUGACGAAGAUGUUGAUCCAGCUGCUGCUGAAGGAGGUGAAGGAACCAUUGUUAAGUGCUCUUUCAGUGAGUCCAAACUUGAAAUCACAAUAUGUUUCAGCACAAAUGUCACCAAUUCAGCCCUUACGAUUAAUGAUUCCCACGAAUUAUCCAAAAUGCUCGCCAAUACUCUUAGACAAGUUUCCAGUUGAAAUCAGUAAGGAGUAUGAAGAUCUCUCAAUGAAAGCAAAGUCCAGGUUUAGCAUAUUUCUCAUAAGCUUUCACAACCUAUGUCACUUGGGGAGAUAGCAAGGACCUGGGAUCUCUGUGCCCGUGCAGUUAUCUCCGAGCAUGCCCAGCAAAGUGGCGGUGGCAGCUUCAGCUCAACAUAUGGGACUUGGGAAAAUUGCUUGAGCGCUGCAUGAUCAUCCUAUCAGUCUUGCUGGACAGGUGUCUAUACCAUUCAGUAUCGGGUCAUUUGUAAAGAGACAUAGUGUAUUCAUAUAUGUUGUCCAUCUUUCCUUUUGUUCAAUCUCUAAGCUUGAAUAAUAUGCAGCAUUAUACAUUUGUAUAACAUGCUGUAAUCAUUUGUUGGUGCCAAUAAUCCUUUUUUGGUGCCAAUAACAAAUGUCAUAAGUGAACCAAUUAUUAUUUAUAGAAAUGUUUGUUUACGAUGCU